GAACUAAAUGAAUUAUCCUUUGACAAAGGUGAGAAAAGAAAAAAAACCCCAUAUGUGUGGACUAAUUCUGUCACAAAACUAUUAUUAGAGCUAUAUCAAACAUAUCGUCCAAUGGUAAUGGAAAGAAAGAUAAAAACAUUUAAAAAAAUGUGGGAAAAAAUUACAAUGGAAUUACAAGCAAAAGGUUAUGGUGUUGAUAUAGAACAAGUUGAAAAUCGAUUUAAAACCUUAAAAAGAAACUAUGUUGAUUCAAAGCACCAUAACAAGCAAACUGGGAAUAGCAGAAAAAUAUGUGCAUAUGAAGAUGAAUUGGAAACUAUACUUGGGAAACGUCAUAACAUUAAUCCCACUGUAACUAGUGAUAAUAUGGGAAUUAAUAUAUUAAAAACCAAUACUUGUGAUAGGGACAUAUUAAAUGUACCAGAUAGCGAAGAAUUAAAUGACUCCACCUCUUUUCCUUCUCCGUGUUCUAGUACUAAUAGUGAAAACUGUAACAAGAGACAGAAGACUAUAACUACUGCCAAUGGCUUACAAAUUUGUAAUAAAACAUUAGAAGAAUUGAAAAGUACAAUAUUAACUAGACACACUGAACGUUCUACUUUUGAAAAUAAAUUACUUGCAAAAUAUGAUGACGACUCAGAAAAGGCAGAAAUAUUUCGUCAAAAUAUAUUAAAAAUGAAACAAGAAAAGCUUGAUAUGAUGAAAUUAUUUCUGAACAAGUAA
Molecule: messenger RNA, 723 nt
Organism: Myzus persicae (green peach aphid)
Lineage: Eukaryota; Metazoa; Arthropoda; Insecta; Hemiptera; Aphididae
Exons: 3
Coding region: 112-723 (203 amino acids)
Source: RefSeq, a predicted model, not a curated record